This is a messenger RNA of Aspergillus steynii IBT 23096, 1493 nucleotides long. Its product is annotated as neutral amino acid permease. Gene Ontology annotation, biological process: amino acid transmembrane transport. NCBI's taxonomy places the organism in Eukaryota, Fungi, Ascomycota, Eurotiomycetes, Eurotiales, Aspergillaceae. The record is from RefSeq and is a predicted model, not a curated record. The transcript is spliced from 7 exons. Bases 1 to 1392 code for a protein of 463 amino acids. Gene Ontology annotation, cellular component: vacuolar membrane. Gene Ontology annotation, molecular function: amino acid transmembrane transporter activity.
AUGAGUCCUCCUCAGAUCGUUUCGGUUCCCUCGAAUACCAUUGACCCCGAGAAUGUGAAGGAGAAAGGUCUGCCGGCAGACCAGGCAUCCAUUGGUAUGGACGAGAAGAAGCUGGAAACGCCUCCCUACAUGCAAGAUGCCUUUGGUGACGAGGAAUUCGCGGAGGUCAAGUACAAGGUCUUGAAGUGGUGGCAAUGUGGCCUGCUCAUGGUAGCCGAAACGGUUUCCCUAGGUGUUCUGUCGUUGCCUGCCGCGGUUGCCGGGCUGGGUCUAGUUCCCGCCGUCAUUAUCCUGAUUGGACUGGGUAUUUUGGCAACAUAUACCGGAUACGUGAUCGGCCAAUUCAAAUGGAGAUACCCCCAUAUCUCAAACAUGGCCGACGCUGGGGAAGUGCUCGCUGGAAAGUUUGGACGCGAGCUGCUAGGCAUUGGCCAAAUGCUCUUCCUGGUGUUCAUCAUGGCCAGUCACCUACUUACCUUCACCAUUGCCAUGAACAAGAUCACCAACCAUGGAACGUGCUCGAUUGUGUUCGGCGUGGUUGGCAUGAUCGUUUCAUUUAUUUGCUCUCUGCCUCGUACCUUGGCGAAGAUGUCGUGGCUGUCAUUAGUUUCAUUCAUCAGCAUCCUCUCUGCCGUUUUCAUUGCCAUGAUUGGCGUAGGCAUCUUACAUCCUGGAGAUCGAGUUGAUGCCGUCGUCGAUACCAAUCUCUAUAACGGGUUUACCGCCGUGACUAAUAUUGUGUUUGCUUUCUCCGGUCACGCUGCCUUUUUCGGUCUCGCCGCAGAGCUGAAGGAUCCCCGUGACUUCCCCAAAGCCUUGUGUCUCCUGCAGGGCGUUGAUCUCUGCCUUUACCUGAUCGCAGCCGUUGUCAUCUAUCGUUUCGGCGGUGCCGACGUUGCCUCUCCUGCCUUGGGCUCCGCCAGCCCCGUUGUGACCAAAGUGGCCUACGGCAUCGCCUUGCCUACCAUCAUCAUCGCCGGCGUCAUUAACGGCCACAUCGCCUUUAAAUACGUCUACAUCCGCAUCUUCCGCGGCACCGACCGCAUGCACAAGCGCGACUGGCUCGCCAUCAGCUCCUGGGUCGGCAUCGGGCUCUUCCUCUGGAUCCUCGCCUGGAUCAUUGCCGAGGCGAUCCCCGUCUUCAGCAACCUGCUCAGUUUGAUCACGGCCCUGUUCGCCUCCUGGUUCACCUACGGCCUCAGCGGCAUGUUCUGGCUCUACAUGAACAAGGGGAUUUGGUUCUCCUCGCCGAGGAAGAUCGCCUUAACUUUUCUGAAUAUCUUCAAUGUUGCCGUCGGUGCUUGUCUGUGCGGUCUCGGCCUUUAUGUUUCCGGAAAAGCCAUACAUGAUAAUCCUAGUAGUGCCAGCUUUUCGUGUGCCGAUAACUCCUAGCGAGUGUCCGGCAUACUAGUCCCUAUAUAUAAACCCAGUCUGAGGUGUCCACGCCCUCCAAGCCGUUCACCUUAUGUAUAUACGAAGAAUAUAUGAACCUG